AUGAAUGAUCUGCUCUCGGUGCAGAAGGAGUUGGUUGCGGGCGCGUCGUCCUCGAAUAUCUUAUUCGUGCUAUACGCCGAGACUGGUAGCCUCCAAGGAGCACUUGAGCGAGCACUGGGUCUGCUUGCACAAUGCUCGGCAGAGUACGACGUCUGCACCGCGAGACUCUAUCGUGCCUAUCAAGAUCGUCCUGAAAUCGUAGAGGCUUUGGGGAAGCUGGUAACAGGAUGCAGAUAUAUGUGCACCGGUAAUCUGGCCUGGAGCCUCGCCACUACACGAUACGGAGUCAUUGCUGAGCAUGAUGGGACCGUUGAAAUAUCUUUGUAG
Messenger RNA from Parastagonospora nodorum SN15, 327 nucleotides. RefSeq lists its product as hypothetical. Bases 1 to 327 code for a protein of 108 amino acids. NCBI's taxonomy places the organism in Eukaryota, Fungi, Ascomycota, Dothideomycetes, Pleosporales, Phaeosphaeriaceae. The transcript has 3 exons. The record is from RefSeq and is a predicted model, not a curated record.